Aaosphaeria arxii CBS 175.79 is the source of this 1461-nucleotide messenger RNA. Its product is annotated as MFS general substrate transporter. The transcript has 5 exons. Lineage: Eukaryota; Fungi; Ascomycota; Dothideomycetes; Pleosporales. The coding region runs from base 33 to 1454 and encodes 473 amino acids. The record is from RefSeq and is a predicted model, not a curated record.
GCCUUCUUUCCGAGCACCAUUGAACGCACAGCAUGGCGGACCAGAUCAAACGUCUUGAUGUUGGCGAGACAGAAGGUUCUUCAGAUGGCGACAAUGUCCUUCCCCAAGAGCGAUACAACUGGCUUCGUGGUGUCUUCUUCCAGGCCACCGUCGUUGGAUUAUGUGCAUUCGCGGCGCCUGGACUGUGGAAUGCCAUGAGCUCCGUUGGAGCAGGAGGUCAACAAACCCCAUACUUGGUCAUGGCCGGUAAUGCCGUUCUGUUUUCCCUGAUGACCUUCACUUGUCUGACGGGUUCGGUCCUUGCAAAUCAGAUCGGCUUGAAGUACCUUAUGAUCCUCGGUACCACUGGAUACGUACUCUAUUCUGCAGCUCUUUACCAAAACAACCGAUAUGGCACAGUUUGGUUCAUUUAUGUUGGUUCAGCAGCCUGCGGCAUUACAGCCGGUUGGUUCUGGGCUGCCGAGGGUGCCAUUAUGCUGAGCUACCCACCACCUGAAAGCCGGGGGAAGUAUCUAGCUUACUGGCUUGCAUAUCGGAACAGCGGUGCCAUCCUUGGUGGAGCUAUCAAUUUGGGCUUCAAUGCUAGUGGAAAGCGACUUGGAAAGCUGGACUGGAGAACCUAUAUUGUGUUUGUCGUUCUUCAAUGCCUUGGUCCCGCAGUCGCGAUGCUUCUUUCGCCACCCGAGAAGGUGCAAAGAAGGAAUGGUACUAAAGUUAAACUCCUUCCACAUGUACCUGCUGGUGAAGAGAUCAGAGAGACGUUGAAGUUGAUGCUGCGAAAGGAAUUCUUUCUCCUUGUGCCCUACUUCCUUUACGUCACCUGGUCUCUCCCAUAUAUCGGAUCAUACAUGACGACGUACUUCAGCGUCCGCUCCCGAGCACUUGCCUCCCUCGUAACAGCCCUCGCGCAAGUUCUCGCAACAGGAAUCAUGGGUACGUUCCUCGACUGGAAACGGCUUUCCCUCAACAAGCGAGCGAUAUUCGGUUUUCUCGGAAUGAUGACGAUAAGCUGUGGAACGUGGGUCUGGGCUCUCGUCAUCCAGCACAAAUACCAACUCAAUAAACCGGCACUAGACUGGGCGGACUCUGCAUUCGGCGAGGGUUGGGCCUUGUAUGUAUUCCAGCAAGUGGAAUUUGCCUUGACAUAUAACUACGGCUACUGGGUCUUGGGUUUCCUUGCAAAGCGCCCGGCGGAGGUUGUUCGGUAUAGCUCUGUCGCUCGUGGUGUUGAGGCUGCAGGCCAAUGCAUUGCAUCGGGUAUCAGCUCCACAAAGAGCCCAUUGAUCAUCUCUGCCGGACUGAUUAUGGCUUGGUGGGGUAUUGCAUUGAUUCCUGGAUUCCUCGUUGUGAGACAGAUUGGCAUCGAGCACGUGGGAGCCGAGGGCUAUGUGCCAGAGCUGAAGUCAACCGAUAGCAAUGCGGAUGAACAAUCCCAGACUGGAACGAAAGUAUAACAACGCC